AUGAAAAGUGAUAAAGACAAGAUUGAUUAGAUUAUCAAUUAAUUUUAUGGAUCGAAGGUUAUUGAGGAAUUGCCAGAGGAGGAACGUCAAUUUGAACUCAUUGUUCAAUAGCCCGAUCAAACCUUAAUUUAAAAGAUGCUUGAUGACAGUUUGUAGAAGAGACAAGAAUUUAUAUAGAGUGCGGAGGGCAAAGAAUAUUCUUAAAUGCUCAUCAUCUCAUAAAUUCGAAUGGACUUCACAAACGAUGAUCCAUUUCUUAAACAUUUAAUGAAUGUUGAAAAAGCAAUUAAGAAGGCUAUUAGAAACAUUCUUCUCCAAUUAUAGAAAAUAGAUGACAAAUAACAAUUUAAAGAUGCCUGUGAUAAAUUAAUAAAGAUAUUUUAUUAAGAUAUUAAUAUUGGCUUUAUAACAUCGACAGGAUAAAUCAAAUCUACUGCCUAUGCAUUUAUAUCCAAAUCAAUUAUCGAAUUAAUAAAUAGAAAGAAAAUCAACUUGCAAUUUAAAAAGAUUCCCUUAAAAAUAACCUUAACAUUUUUCGCUAUCGACUCAUUGCAACAGAUCAAUCCCGUUCACAAACAAUAUGACCCAAGAACAGCCUUCAUCAGAAAUAAUAAGUUCUUUAAUGACUACUUAAUCCUAUCCCAAACCAAUCAAGAUGAAUUAAGAAGUGGCGUAUCCAUAUUUUUUGUCUAUCGACCAGAAGAUGAUCAAAUCUACGCUCUCAAAAGAAGUAAAUUGCAAGCAACUCAUCUUGAUUUCUUCUCCGUUUUCUCCACAACUGCUUCAAACACUCCCAUAACACCAGACAUCAGAAAAAUCAGAGAAGCCAAAAUACUAUCAAAAUUGACUCAUCCAAAUAUUCUUAGACUCUUUGCCUGGUGGAUAGAAUCUACUAAUGAUGGAUAUUUUCUGUAUAUGCAACUUGAAUAUUGCUCAUUUCCUGGGUACAAAUAUCAGCCUACAGAUUUGCUUACAUUUUCAUAUUAUUAUUUAAAUGUAAUGUAGAAUCAAGAAAAAAUCAAUAAAAUUAAAUCUAUUCUGAAUCAAAUUCUAGAUGGAUUGGAGUACAUUCAUCAAAGAGGCAUAAUCCAUAGAGAUUUGAAGCCUGAGAACAUCUUUGUGACAAUUAAUAUCAAGGGAGACUUAUAAGUUGCAUUGGCAGAUUUUGAUUAAGGAAAAGAUGUCAGAGAAGAAAAACUAUCCAUUAUCACUGAUGAAAGACUGCCAGAAGAGGAAUUAAAUUCCAUUAAGAGUUAAAAUACAAUCACCACUGGAACCAUAGGCUACUAAACUGCAAAUUAUACUAAGGAUUCUCAUUAUGAAAUGGCAGAUGAAUUUUAUGCCAUCGGAAUCAUUUUAUUACAUCUUGUUAUAGCAUUCCCUGGAGAACCUAAAAAUAGAAAUUUGUAUGCUAAAACUUUCGUGAUGGCAAAUUCAAUUAAAGAUGUCCUAUCAUUAUUCGAUUCUUGGGCCAACAAAUUUGUAAAAAACAAAAGUCCUGACUUUUCAUUCACACAUUAUUAAAAUGUAAUGGAACUAGCCAAACUUCUAAUAAGUUCAAGAAAACUAACUCAUGCAGAUGUACGAAAAAUGAUUAAUGAGUUAUGAGUUACCAUUUUAUGUGAUCACAAUUAAUUUUUAUAAUAAUGA
This is a messenger RNA of Paramecium tetraurelia, 1650 nucleotides long. RefSeq lists its product as uncharacterized. Gene Ontology annotation, molecular function: ATP binding; eukaryotic translation initiation factor 2alpha kinase activity. NCBI's taxonomy places the organism in Eukaryota, Ciliophora, Oligohymenophorea, Peniculida, Parameciidae. Gene Ontology annotation, biological process: protein phosphorylation. The transcript is spliced from 5 exons. Gene Ontology annotation, cellular component: cytosol. The record is from RefSeq and is a predicted model, not a curated record.